Messenger RNA from Paramecium octaurelia, 846 nucleotides. The record is from the annotation of a GenBank genome assembly. NCBI's taxonomy places the organism in Eukaryota, Ciliophora, Oligohymenophorea, Peniculida, Parameciidae.
AUGUAAAAAAAUGUCAUUUUAAAUUACUUAUAAAAUGGUUCGUCAUUUUAUCCUUUUGGAGAUGAGCCUUCACAUCAUGAUAUGAGUCUUGACCCUUUCAUUCCAUUUCAAAGAGAAAGAGAUAAAACUGGGAAAUUGAUUAAGAAUACUGAUUCAAAUUUAGUGAAAAUCGAAAAGAAUAAGAAUUAAUAUCACACUGACCACUCAUUUUCUAAUACUGAUUUACUAAAUUCUAAUAAACUCAACACUGAAAUAGAUUUAUCAAAAUAGAUUCCUUUAAUUGGACCAAUUAUAUAAUUACCAUUAAUACGUAACCCUCAAUAACAAAUUUAAAUUUAGGCUGUUUAAACUCCUAAGUAUACCUUAAAUUAGAAUUUAAUUGAAAUUGGCUUAUAAUUGAAAAAAUUGAAAAAACAAUCUUCACUUUAAAAGGUCUCACUGCUCAGUAGGAAAACGAAGUCUUUGGCUUUGUAAAUACCAUCCCUUGGAAUUUAUGAUCCAAAUCUUUCUUCUAAACACUUGCCAAAUAUUCAAAUCAAAUCAAAAGCAAGGUAAUAAAUAGAGAGAAUUUCUCCAAAAAUCUAAAUAUCAAUUCCUCCUGUGCAGAAAAUCAAAAAGAAUGAUUUUGAAAUGAUGUUUGCAAAAUAAAUGGCCUCAAUUAGGAGAGAAGUGGAUUAUCAGAUGUAAAGAAAUCCUAACUAAUUUUUUAAAGUAGAAAAAUUUGAUAUAAAACAAAAUUUGGAUCUAGAGGAGGCUGAUUAACUAAAAAAUCGUAUGAAAGGAUAUUUUUAAAGUGUUAAAGAAAGCUUUAUAAAAAUAAAAAAUUUGAUGAGCAUCAAAAAAUGA